CGCUGUUUGGUUUUCCUGGUUUUAAAGUCACAUGACAAGAGGAAAGUCCAGCUUCGGUCGGCCACAAACUCCAUCCCAAAUUUACGUAUGUCAGUGUCAGUCAUCUAACAUGGCAGUCCCAUAGAACAUUUGUAGCAAGCCGAAACGUUUGAGCGAGGCGGCCGACAAACCGGAAUAAAACAUUAGGCUGAACUUCUGAGAACCAUGACUCUGCAAGCUCCUCGCACAUCCGUAUUCACCUUUCAGUCUGCAUUGCACAGCACCCAUGUUCUCCAGUGUCUGAAUGAGCAGAGGCAGCAGGACAUCCUGUGCGAUAUGACGUUGGUGGUGGAGGACAGGAGUUUUCGGGCCCACAGCUCGGUCCUGGCCUCAUGCAGCGCAUACUUUCGGAGCAGGGUUACUAGUGUCACCAGACAGAAUCCCAUUAUCACCUUACCUGAGGAGGUGACCGUGGAAGGGUUUGAACCCUUGCUUCAAUUUGCCUACACAUCGAAACUUCUUUUCACCAAAGAAAACAUCCAUGCUAUUCAUACCAGUGCUGAGAUUUUAAGAUUUCACAACUUGGAGUCGGCUUGCUUUGAUUUCCUCAUCCCCAAGUUUUCAGAGAGAAAGAAAACCUCACAGGAGGUCAGGAAUAAGGUCUGCUGUCAAAGCUUGGAGCCUGGUGCCAGUUUGGACUCUAGUGUAAAAGGUAGCCAUGCAGAAUCGUUCGAGUCAAACAGCUCAGUGCCUUCAGGAGGUGAUGAGCAAACCGAUUUCUCAUCACAGUGCUCUCAGAGCACACAGGGUCAGGCAAACAGUGGACAGGAACAUUUUUCUUUUGAGAACUGUGAGCCGCAGAUGGCUCCCUUAUCUUUGGAGUUAGCAAAUGGUGUGUGCCCCCUGUUGUCUCUGCCAUGCCCGGACGCUAACAAAACAGAUCAUUUCUCUCAUUUUUGUAAAAGAGACAUUUUACAAAUUGUACAUGUAAGUGAUAGAAGUGAGUUGAGUAUGGAAGGGUGUGACACGUGCUGUGAGCUGUCAACACCAGGGGAUGAGAAUCCACCAGAAAUCACUGAGCCGGCGGGCACAGAUAAUGAAACAACUGUUCAGAUGCUUGGUGCUGAAACCAGCUGUACCCCAGGCUCAUGUCCACUGAAGACGUCAAGGGCGGAAGAUUGUACUUCAGUACUACAGCAGAUUGGGGUUUGUCCUGAACAGGUAGCUGCUGGUGAUCUAUCAGGACCUGUCUUAACUCCCCAAAGCUUUGAGGCAGGGAAUGGAGAGCGGAGCCGUGUAGAGAGGGAAGUGGCCGAACAUUUAGCAAAAGGGUUUUGGUCUGACCUGUGCCCCAGUGAGGCUCCACCACCAUCCCUUGAUUCAGCAAGCCAGAACAAUUUGGCGAAGGCCUCAGACUUUCACUGGCUUAAGCACCUGGAUCUGACAUCCAGUGUAGGUGACUGUCCCUUCCUACGGGACCUCGAUGACAAUCCUGGUACACAAGCUGACAACCUUUCCCAAGCAGAGAAGAGUCCCUGCAUGUCCUCCUCACUCAAUUCUGGGGAUGAAACAGAACUGGAAACAGACGGGGACACUGAGGCCAAUCACAAAAGAGCAGCAGAGAUUCAACUCCCGUUCCCAGUGGAGCAGAUCUCAGUUCUGAGCAGAAGUGCAUUUCAACAACUUGUUAGAGACCAUCGCCUGACAAAAGAGCAGCUCGAGUUUGUCCAUGACGUUCGCCGACGAAGUAAAAACCGCGUGGCCGCACAGCGCUGUCGAAAGAGGAAGCUUGACAGCAUACACCAGCUGGAAUGUGAAAUAAAAAAAUUAAAAAGUGAAAAAGAGCAACUGCUUCAGGAGCAAAAAGACCUGAAGAAAAAUCUUGCAGAGGUUAAGCAGAAUGUGUGUGGCCUGUGUAAGAGCGUCAACAUCGAGUCCGGCUCAGAUCAGGACCACUUGCGACUCCUUGCCAGUCUCUCUUCACCCGACUUUCCCAUCUCAUGUCCCAACCUUGUAGAAAGUAACAAGGAGUCCCAGCUCACUGUUGAAAUGGUGAGUUCCUGUUUAGAGUGUCGACAGACUGAACCACCUUCAGCCUGUGUUCCAACUGCUGAGCUACAGCCAUGCACAGAGGACACAGGCUGUCCCGUCUCUGGUCCUUUGCUUAGUGUCUGUUUGGACAUGUCCAACAGCUUGUAAUUGGGCUGCAUACUCAUCAUUAGUCUAAAAUCUACAGGACCAAAGAGCAAAUGGUUAAUCGUUUUAUACUGCAGUCCUAUUUUUUCAAAGACUUCCUUUUUAUUUCAUUGACUCAUGUCCUAAAUGGGGGAACUAAGUUCAAAAACAAACGUGUAUCAUUUCUUUUGCUGUGAAUCUAACCAGCAUUUCUCCAAAGGAAACACAGAACCCAGUAUUUCUGAUCUUGAAGGUGCAAGUAAUUUUCUGACAACUUCGAAAAUGUACUGUGUCCAAAUCAGGGCUUUAGGAGGCUCCCUCAACUGAAGUUAGUUCUUCUCAGGGAAAAUAAAUGACCUAACUGCAUUUAACUCCCACUGCAUACCCAUCUUCCACACAAAAUGAUUCUUCAUUGUUCACAAUGAUACUCGCGUUAUGAUUUUUAAAAUGAACUGUUCAGUAGAUUCUAAGUGAAUUUUACAGCAAGUCUAACUUCCUGGUAGUAUUAUGUGAUUCUACAUGUAGGUUGAAUGAUUAAGUUUUCAGUUUCUCUUAAAAUUUGAGAAAUGAUUCUAUAAAAUUUGAUAGUGUUACAUAAUGAUGAAAGAAGUUAUGGUAUUUUAAAUAAAAUGUGCCUUAUACUUUUGUAUACUAUCAAUUCAACGACAUUAUGUUGUUUAAUGAAAAAAUGUUUGUUCGUUGUCUUAAGCACUGUUGCACAUUAAUCCAAUAAUAAUACUGAUGGCAUUAUCUUUAAAAACGUUAGGCCUUCUGCAUGUUGAGCAUUGUUUUUCUAAAAUGGUUUCAUGAAUUGCACAUUUAAAUAAACAUUUUGUUAAUGA
Molecule: messenger RNA, 2996 nt
Organism: Girardinichthys multiradiatus
Lineage: Eukaryota; Metazoa; Chordata; Actinopteri; Cyprinodontiformes; Goodeidae
Product: transcription regulator protein BACH1-like
Exons: 6
Coding region: 205-2178 (657 amino acids)
Biological process (GO): regulation of transcription by RNA polymerase II
Molecular function (GO): RNA polymerase II cis-regulatory region sequence-specific DNA binding; protein binding; DNA-binding transcription factor activity, RNA polymerase II-specific
Source: RefSeq, a predicted model, not a curated record